CACUAAAUGAAACAUUGACCGCUUGUCGUUUUUCUGCACCGCGGCUUUUCCCCAACUGUCGCGUGUUGAUGACGUCAAUGUAAUGGCCGCUGUCGCUGUGUGGUGUAGGGCUUAUUAUUUUCUGAAACACAGCGGAUAAAAUAACCAGAAAAUAUUAUUGUACUGCGUAAAAGCGAUUUAAUAGAAUCGGGGCAGUUCGUUACGCAGCAAACCUGUCUUCAACGAGGUCCAGGUUGACAAGUGGAACAAUCUUUGAUGGAUACCCCUGAAAGCCCGACCCAGUCCCCUCAGUCACCUGAGGAGCAGGAGAAAGGCUGUUCAGACAGCGAGCUGCUGGAUUCUCCCGACGAGGAGGGCAGGGUUAUCUCAGACAACGAGUUAGUCGACGACGAGGACAAUGGAGAGCUGGAGGAGGAGGAAGAGGAAGACAUCCAGCAGUUGGCGAGUGUAGGGCGAGAUUCCGAGUUGGAGGAUGAAGACGAGGUGGUCCCAGAAUUUGUCUCAGACCCAGAUGACGACGAUGAGCCCAUCGGCGAGGGGGGGACAGGCAGCGGGAUGAUGGGGCCCGACGACGAGACCAUCCUGCUGAUGGACGGAGACGACGACCCUCCGCGGAAGAGCCAUUCGGCUGACGAUGACGAUGAAGAGGAGGAGGGAGAGGAGGACAAUGAAGCAGAAGAGGAAGAAGUCAUUGAUACGCCACAGUCUCCAGAUGCCGAGCCAGACCACGGCAAUAGAUAUUCGGCCCGAGGGAGAGAGCCCCUAGAAGAUGGCGAGGAGGAAGACGAGGAGGACGACGAGGAGGACAACGAGGAAGAGGAGAAGAAGAAGGAAAGCCAUCAGUCUCCUGGCCAUGAGCCGAAGGAUUCUGCAGCAGGGCACAAACCUGUAACAGUAGUUACAGAGGAGGUGGAGGAGGGGGAGGAGGAGGAGGAAGAAGGAGAAGAACAACAACAACAAUAUUGCAACAGGGUGGAGGAGGAAGAGGAAGAAGACGAAUAUAAGAACAGGGCAGCAGAGGAGGCCAAGAGGAGGACCGAAGAGGAUGAGGAAAAUGCUCGGAGGAGGAGGAGGGCGGCAGUGGCACGGGAGAUGAAGGAGGACACGGCGUCGGCCUCCCGGGAGCUGGAUGAGCAUGAGCUGGACUACGACGAGGAGGUCCCAGAGGAGCCAAGCGCCCCCCCGGCCGCCGAGGAUGAGGACGAGGAAGAGGAAGGCAAGGUGGAGCAGGGAGACGGGGAGCACGCGGAGGACAAACUCCGAAGCAUGAGGAAAAGGGAGAAGAAGCCCAUCCUCCCCCCUUCACCCAGGGACGGCCCGUCCAGGAAGGCGGGGGACCAUAAGGGCCCGGAGAGGGGUCGCAGAGACUCUUUCAAGAAGAAAGACGAGGAUGACGGGGAGAUGGACGAAGGAGAGAUAGACGAUGAUGACCUUGAAGAAGGCGAGGUCAAAGACCCCAUGGACCGAAAGAUCAGACCACGUCCUAUCUGCAGGUUCUUUGUCAAAGGUAAUUGUACUUGGGGCAUGAACUGUCGGUUCAUCCACCCGGGAGUCAACGACAAAGGCAACUACUCCCUCAUCACCAAGCCCGACCUGUUCUCCCCCAACGGGGCGCCCCCAGGGGCACCCCAUCCCCUCCUGCCAAACAACCCAUGGGGCGCCCCUCCGGUGGAGGAGCUCCCGCCGCCCCCGCCGCCCGUGGAGCCUCCUGUGGAGAGUGCCUGGGAGCGGGGCCUGAGGCAUGCCAAAGAGGUUCUAAAGAAAGCCACUAUACGCAAGGAGCAGGAGCCUGACUUUGAGGAGAAGCGCUUCAACGUCACCAUUGGAGAGGACGAAAGGGAGUUUGACAAGGAGAACGACUUCUUUAGAGAGCGCAACUACCGCAUUAUCAGAGAUGAAAUGGACUUCAGGGAACCCAUCUACCCCGGGGAGCCGUAUGCCGACCCAUACUAUGACUAUGAGAUGGAGGCCCUGUGGCGAGGGGGGCAGUACGAGAACUUCAGAGUGCAGUACACAGAAGCCCCUCCUCUACCAUACCACUACACUGAGCGCGAGAGGGAGCGAGACCCCCGGGACCGCAACCGGGACCGGGACCACGAGCGGGACCACCGCGAGCGGGAGCGCCGGCAGCGGGAGCGCGAGAGGGAGCGCGAGAAGGAGCGCCUGCGCCGCAAGGAGGAGUGGGACCGGGACCGCCUGAAGCGGGAGGAGAAGGACCGCCCCCCCCGGGUGCGCCCCCCGCGGGAGCCCCGGGAGAAGAAGGAGGAGGACAUCAAGAUGAAGGUCCGCCCCGAGCCCCACUCGCCCGUCCCCCCGCCGCCCACCAACAGGCCGCUAGAGCCGCUGCCCAAGAAGGACACCAUGACGCCCACGAUGAGGCGACCAGACGAGUGGAAAGAUCCCUGGCGCCGGUCCAAGUCGCCGCGGAGACGGCAGCCCAUGGGCUCGCCGCCGCGGGGCCGCCGCCGCCACCGCCCCUCGGGCUCCUCUGUGACCAUGUCCCACUCGUCCAGGUCGUCGUCUCGGUCCUCAUCUUUCACAGGCAGUGGGUCGUCGCACUCCCGCUCGCGCUCCUCCUCCUUCAGCUCCUACUCCAGCCACUCCUCCCACCACAGCUCCAUCAGCGGCAGCCGAUCCAGAUCAAGAUCGUUCUCCACCUCGCCCUCUCCGAGUCAGGCUGCACCCAGAAACCUUAAGAACAAGACAGACCUGCCCCUGGUGCUGCCAAAGGGGGCGCCGCUGAAGCCUGGCCCCGGAGCCCCCCCGCGGAGGGAAAAGCCUCCCAUGAAGAAAGCCCUGAGCCCCCCCAUUCCCGCCGGCACCCAGCAGGGCAAGCCUCAGCGUCCCACACCCGAGGGGGGGCGACCGCCUGCCCACAGCCGGGAGGGAGGAGGAGGAGGAGGAGGAGGAGGAGGAGGAGGCGGCGGAAGGCCCCCAGCCCCGAGAGAGCCUGGGAAGCCGCCGGGCCCCAGGGAGGGAAGACGCAAAGAACGGCAACAGCACCCGCCGCGCAGGCGCACUGCCAGUGGCAGCAUGAGUGCGAGCAGUUACACCGGUUCCAGCUCCAGAUCCUCGUCCAACUCGCUGUCACGCUCUGGCUCGCGGAAAUCCAGGAAAUCAAGGUCUCUGAGCGUGAGCAGCGUGUCGUCCGUCUCCUCGGCCACGUCGGGCACCAGCAGCUCGGUGCGCAGCGCCGACUCCGAAGACAUGUACGCCGACCUGGCCAGCCCCGUGUCCUCGGCCAGCUCCCGCUCCCCCACGCCCGGCCAGCCCGGGGGUGGGCACCCGGCGCCCCCCGGGGGAGGGCACCCCGCCCACCCCGGGGGGCCCCUGGGUCACCCCCUGGGACACCAGGGAGGACACCCCGGGGGACACCAGGGAGGACACCCCGGGGGACACCAGGGAGGACACCCUGGGGGACACCCUGGGGGACACCCUGGGGGACACCAGGGCGGACACCAGGGGGGACACCAGGGCGGACACCAGGGGGGACACCAGGGCGGACACCAGGGCGGACACCCGGGGGGACACCCGGGCGGACACCAGGGGGGACACCCGGGCGGACACCAGGGGGGACACCCGGGCGGACACCCGGGUGGACACCCUGGGGGACACCCGGGCGGACACCCUGGGGGACACCCCCGCAGAGAGAGGCCUGGACCGCCCCGUGAGAGGCCGCCACACCCGCGAGACAGGGGCAGGGGGAGACCGCUGAAGAAGGACGAGCCCUUCCGUGAGGACCGCAGGAAGAUGGACCCCUCCGGGAUGCCCCCACGAGGAGGCAACUUCAUGCCCAGGAUGGGACCCGGGAACAGGGGCGGCCACCAUAUGCACCACAUGCCCGGUAACAUGGGCCCCCCAGGGAACUACGGAGGAUCAGGAUCCCAUAAAGACAUCAAGCUCACCCUCCUCAAUAAGCAGCAGGGUGACCGCGGCAACAGGAAGAGGUACAUGCCGUCUGACAAAGAGCGCCCAGGCUCCCCUCUGAGCAAGAGGAUGGCCAUGUCUCCUGGCAGAGGCCGUGACCGGAGGAUGCCAGGACGACCAAUGUUCCCGCCGAGAAUGGAUCGGCCCAGAGGCCCAGGUCCCCGGCCCAUGCCACCUCAAGGAGACAGGAAGCGUCCGCUGUCCCCGCCAACCAAGUCCUCCGGAAAGGGCCCGUCGACUCCAUCGGGCAAACAGGCUGCCCCAGGCCCGGGACCUUCUUCUGGCUCUGGACCGGGCUCUGGCUCUGGCUCUGGCUCGGGCUCGGGUAAACCCAGCAAUACGCUAUCACGUCGGGAGGAGCUGUUGAAGCAGCUGAAGGCCGUCGAGGAUGCCAUCGCCCGCAAGAGGGCAAAGAUCCCGGCAAAGUAGCCCACCCUGAGCCCAGCUCAGCAACAAAGAUGCCUGCCGGUUCGCCUACCUGCCGUUACGGACUAGUGGCCAAGGCGACAUUGUGGGCCAUGGGAUUGGGGGAUUCUCCCCCGGAAAUCCCACACAUUUCCUCCUGACCACACUCUGCCCCUUAAUGCCCUUUGAUGUGGAGCAUUUCACUGGAUUUGUGUAAAAUAAACAACAAAUAUUCUCGUCCCACAACAUAUGUAUGCCGCUGUUUGAAUGGCCAGCAAACAAUACCGUGGCCAGCAUAAAUACUUGAUUGUAGACAGACAUACAUGGGAUUUUGUUCCGUCAAUUUGCAUACAGCCAACUUGCUCUGCCAUUUAACGUUGUUAAAUGUCCAUGUUCGUUUACUUGCUGUUGUGAAAGGGAUGCCGGUCAGGACUUCAUGGAUUGUCCUAUAUCUUGAUUUUACAGAACCGAAACAAAAUGGUGGAUAAGUUCUGUCUACUUGUUGGUCAGUUGAGUAAAAAAAUCAAAAGAAUUACAGGAAUUAAGGACCUUUCUGAUGUUUGUGUGUUUUGACAUAAAAGGUGAAUUUAUAGAUACUGAAUCUCGUUAUCGCUUGUCUCUCCCCCUUUCUACGCUCGGCACAAUUUUUACUGGGUAGUCUUAUAUUAUUUGAAUUCUCUUUACCAUACUGCCACCCCUUAUCAAAGCCCCUUUUUAAAUCUGUGUAUGAGGUGAAUCGACAAAUUCAGUUUAGAGUUUAACUGUCAGACUUGAUAUGGUUACACAAAAGGUUUCUUAAUUGUCCUUUGUUUAUUUUGUACAUACAUCCAAGUAGGUUUCCUAUUUGGAGCCCCAUCUAACCAAUCAAAUUGUGUUAAUGGCUGACACCUUUUGCCACUGACUUGCCUCUUCAACUCCACUGGCCCUGUGGGGCAAUUCGAUCCAAACCUUUAUACAAUACUAUCGCGUUACCUGAACCCCAAGUAGGUCAUUAUUACUGGGAAAAAAAUGGUGACGUGAAAUAUUGCUUCAUUCGGCUUUUUCUUAUCUUUGUUUAAUUUUUUGUUAUUCUUCUAGGCUCUUUUCAAGUGAUACAGAAUUUAUUUGUCCCAUUUUUAGUUGGCACACAAUAUUAGAGUUGUAACGGCGAUAUGAGUUGAUGGAUACCCGCAUCUUUCUUGUGCGACAAAAAGGGUUCUAAAUAAACUAUUUUGAUAAAGAGAAUGCAUUGUUUGCUUUGUUAUAACUUUUUCUGUAGAAUAAGCUUCACGGUCAAUUCUGUGUUUUACUGACUGGUCUAUGCUAAAGCUGACAAGUAAUCUUAAUUCCUUAAUAGAAAAUCUGUUGUGGAGCAAGUGAAUACCAUUUUAUGUUUGAAUUCAACCCAUUUGAUCCCAGUUGCACUUAUAAUGAAAGGUUAUAUUUACACUUUUAUUUCCACUCAAAUCAUAGCAAUUUUCAAUCUAUAAAAGCAAUGGAUGGAAUAUAAGCUUGGCACACACCUGUAAUAUGCCACUGAGCCAUUUUUUAACAUUUAAAAAUGACACACACACACACAUACAGAUUAAAAAGUUUGGUAAUUCGAUAAAUCAAUAGGUAUUUUUUCCAAAAAUGCCUUAACAAAAUAAAGUAUAACAUGGUCCAUUUUGUUUUGACAAUUUGCUG
Messenger RNA from Gadus chalcogrammus (walleye pollock), 5997 nucleotides. RefSeq names its product zinc finger CCCH-type containing 18 (gene zc3h18). Bases 256 to 4356 code for a protein of 1366 amino acids. Gene Ontology annotation, molecular function: metal ion binding. The transcript has 21 exons. The record is from RefSeq and is a predicted model, not a curated record. NCBI's taxonomy places the organism in Eukaryota, Metazoa, Chordata, Actinopteri, Gadiformes, Gadidae.